This is a messenger RNA of Struthio camelus australis, 2077 nucleotides long. The record is from RefSeq and is a predicted model, not a curated record. NCBI's taxonomy places the organism in Eukaryota, Metazoa, Chordata, Aves, Struthioniformes, Struthionidae.
AUACUUAUAUUUCUAAAAAUACUAACGCAUCUUUAUUAUUUACUUCCAUGUAGAAUUUCAUAUGAUCCCACAAGAUAUCCUAAAUACAUUCCAGAAGCAUACUGUCUGUGCAAAGGCUGCCUCAUGGGGAUCUUUGGUGAGGAGAAUUUUCACUUCCGCAGCACCCCUGUGUACAUGCCAACAGUCAUCCUGCGUCGCACCUCCUCUUGUGCUGGAGGUCGCUACGUGUACACGGAAGAUUAUGUCACCAUUCCAGUGGGCUGCACUUGUGUACCUGAGCAAGAAAAAGAGGUUGAAAGUGUGAAUUCCAGCAUAGAUAAGCAAGAAAUGAAGUUGCUGGUAAACCAGAACAAGCCAUCGUCAGAAUGAAGAACAUACAUAUAAAGGAUCUUGUGUGCAGUACUGGCUUCACAUCGUCAUUUCACACCUCAGGAAACUGCAAACCAGCAGAAAACUUAUCAUUUCUCUACUUGCAGCCAUUUCAGUUAUAAGAUGGAAAGUUUUGUCCAGUCAUUCAGAUCACUAGAGAUGACAAUUUAUAUUAAGAACUUUUUUAGCUUAUUUAAGUAUUUGUUGCAAAUGCCAAUGUAGCUUUUUUUAGUUUUUUUAGAGCAGGACAUUUUACCCUUGCUUAUCCACAGUGAAUUUUAGAAGGGGAUGCAACCAUAAGACAUGCUAGCUAUUAUUAUAGCAGACUGCUGGUUGUAGAUAUUUUUAAGGAGUCUCUUAUACUCUACUUUAGAUACUCUUAUAUAAAAAAAAAUCACAUAACUGCUGCACAUGUACCAAAUCAGCAGUUAAAAAGAUGAUUGUUUCAGGCUGGGAAAGCCUUUCUUUUAUACUAUAUAUCUUAACUCCAAGCAGUGUUCUUGGCUGCUACACCUUUGGCUAUUUAUAUGCUACAACAUGGGAACCUGUGCUGAGCUGGAGUCAUCAUGAAACAAUAUUCUAUGAGUUUGUUAUUUUUUAAUUUGCCAAAGUGCUAAGAACAUAAAAGUGUUGAGAAAAAGCAUUCGAGAGUAUUAGAAAAGCACAGCAGACUUUUUUGAUGUGGGCUAAGUCUAACUGCAUAGAAAAUACCAGUUUAAUUUCGGACCUAGUAAUUCUAUAUUAGAUUUCAUUCAUCAUUAACCUCUUAAUUGCUAAUUGUGAUAAAACUGUAUUCUGUAAAGCUGCAUGGGUAACACCUUUUUCAUGUUAGGAAAGGAAAUUAUCUAUUAAAAUAAAUUAAAUACAAAGAGUAGGCUUCAUCUCACCUACCUUAAGGCAUCUGAAAAAAAAAAAAGCCAGGUGGUCUAGACUUGAAUUCCUCUAUUACAGCAGAAUAAGAGAAAGGCCUCCUGAGGGAAAUUCAUCUGAUGAGUCUUUGCCACUUGCCUCAGAUUAAGAUGAAUAGCUCUCUGGAGGCACCUCUCUCUCCAAUUGCUAUAGAGGAUCAGUAGAUGAGUACACAGACCAGGUGCAUAACUUUUACUUUGGACAGGGGUCACUGAGAUGAGUCCCAGCCAAACCACACUUAGCUAACUCUAACUAACUAAUAUAAUGAGUGCUACCAUUUUCUCCCAUGCUGCAAUUACAUACAGAUAAUCACCUGCAAAACAUGCUAGUCUGUAGAACAGCAUUCAGCCUUACGUCUUUGCAGGUUACAGAAACUUGAGGGCAAGACCUAACUAUACACCUUAGACAGAUACACAAAAACUUGUGUCUGCAGAACAAGGGACUGAAGGCUGACUUAGUCUAGUGAAUGAUGGCCAGUAAUAACCAGGCAUACCUUGCCUGACCACAAACCCUGAGAGGCCCACAAGCUCCAAAUUUGAUAAAUCUCUGAAUGAACAGCAGAAAGUAUCUUUUACAGUUGAAGGAUUGUGACUGCAGUUUCAUUACGAAAGAGAAUAAAUACCACAUGCAGCAAAAUAUUUGCUACAUCAAGAAUCUCAAAAUUAUGCUUGGUCCAUGUGGAAGUGUGGCUCUAACCUACACAAAAAACACACUCCAUUGGAGUGGAUGAGAAAUGGAAAGACUAUGAGCUAAACAGAAUUAACAAGGUAAAUAUAGAAAUAAAAUCAUAUAACAACUC